Molecule: messenger RNA, 1830 nt
Organism: Tilletiopsis washingtonensis
Lineage: Eukaryota; Fungi; Basidiomycota; Exobasidiomycetes; Entylomatales
Product: nucleotide-diphospho-sugar transferase
Exons: 2
Coding region: 190-1701 (503 amino acids)
Biological process (GO): GDP-mannose biosynthetic process
Molecular function (GO): mannose-1-phosphate guanylyltransferase (GTP) activity
Source: RefSeq, a predicted model, not a curated record
CGCGCUCCCGCUGCACCCUCCGCCGUGCACGCGCGCAUGCUCCGCACGCCCACGUUCUCCGCCGCGUGCGCCUGAUGAAUCGCACCGCGACCCGGCUCAGUCAAGAGCACGCUAAGGCUGGCCCGAAGAACCGGUCUCGCUGUUCCUCACACUCUGCACUCCUCCCACCACCUCUACACACUCUCAGCCAUGCUCGUUGCGCCGAUUCGUGGCCCCAAGGGCAUGCUCCUCAAUAUGGUCACGGACGCGGAGCCGAGCCAGCCAGCGCCGACGCUCGAGGCGCUCAUGACGCUGAUGCUGAGCGUGCAGCAAGAGGUCCUCACUCUACAGACCUCCGUGCAGGCGCUGGAGCGCGCCACGAUGGGCCGCGCCAUGAGCAGCUCGCUGGUCCCGCCGUUCAGCCCGCCGGGCUACUUCUCGCCGCUGCCGUCGCCGCGGAUGGUCCGGACGCCGCUGCCUCGCCUCAGCACUUUCACCGGCGCCGAGACCUCGCUGCAGAUCGCCGAGUCGCCCAGCCCAAGAACCGCACGACCGCAGCCCGGGCCGAUCGACGUCUACAGCGUCAUCCCCGCCGGCGGCUCCGGCACGCGGCUGUGGCCGCUGAGCCGCGACGUGUGGCCCAAGUUCCUCCUCGACGUCGAGGGCAAGGGCUCAAGCCUCCUGCAGACGACCUUCGCACGGCUCGCACCUCUCUGUGGCGAGGAGCGCGUCCUCGUCGUCACCGGCGCAGGCCACCUCGAUGGUGUGCGCUCGCAGCUCGACCAGCUGCGCGAGGAGAACCUGCUCCACGAGCCGAGCCCCAAGGAGAGCAUGGCGGCAAUCGGCCUUGCCGCAGCGAUUCUCCACCGGCGCGACCCCGAGGCGGUGCUCGCAAGCUUCGCGGCCGACCACGUCAUCGAGACGGUCACGGACGACUCCUUUGCCGUCACCGUCGCCAGCGCUGUGGCGGCGGCCCGCGCCAGCCGCGACAUCGUCACCAUCGGCAUCAAGCCCACCGAGGCAUCGACAGCCUUUGGCUACAUUCAGCGCGGAGGCCUGCGACAGUGGCCCAAGGGUGCCGAGCCCGCCGCCAUUGCGUUCGACGCCGAGACGGCGCCGGCGUACUGCGUUGAGCGCUUCAAGGAGAAGCCGGCCGAGGCUGCUGCGGCCGCCUUCGUGGCCUCCGGCGAGUACUAUUGGAACGCGGGCAUGUUUGUCACGCGCGCCUCGGUGCUCCUCGAGCUGCUCGAGGCGGAGAACAAGGAGCUCUUCGACAAGCUCACGCUCAUCGCAUCGGCCUGGGACGUCAAGGAGAAGCGCGACGAGGUGCUCGCCGCCGUCUGGCCGACGCUGCCCAAGAUCAGCAUCGACCACGCGAUCGCCGAGCCCGCUGCGGCCCGCGGGCGCAUGCUCGUCAUUCCGGCGCCGCUCAAGUGGACCGACGUCGGCAGCUUCGAGGCGCUCGCCGAGCUGGCUGCCCGCGAAGAGGCGCCGUGCGCCGAGAAGCACGUGCAGGUGCUCGGCGACGCGACCCAGGUCUUCACGCAGGAGGCCUCUGGCCUCAUCGUGCCCGCCGGCGGCAAGAUGAUUGCCUGCCUGGGCAUCGACGACGUCGUCAUCGUCGACACGCCGCACGCGCUGCUCGUCACGCUGGCGAGCCGUGCGCAGGACAUCAAGAAGCUCGUCGCCGCGUGCAAAGCCGCCUCGCCCGCGGUUGCUUGACCGCCUCGAGCCUCUCUCCCUAUACCCGUGCUGCCCUCUCUUCAGUGUCACUACUGUCUGCCGCGCCUCCGCAUCCAUAUCCCGGGUCUCUCUUGCUCCCUGCUCUGCAUCAAUGCCACAUUCUUUCAC